Limulus polyphemus (Atlantic horseshoe crab) is the source of this 2781-nucleotide messenger RNA. RefSeq names its product ecdysone-induced protein 78C-like. Gene Ontology annotation, molecular function: zinc ion binding; sequence-specific DNA binding; nuclear receptor activity. The record is from RefSeq and is a predicted model, not a curated record. Gene Ontology annotation, biological process: regulation of DNA-templated transcription. The coding region runs from base 607 to 1872 and encodes 421 amino acids. The transcript has 8 exons. Lineage: Eukaryota; Metazoa; Arthropoda; Merostomata; Xiphosura; Limulidae.
AGAAGGUUUUCAAAGUUAGUAUACGGUGAAGUGUGCAUGUACGUUCAAUCGACUGCCUGUGUAACUGUAUCGCGGCUAACGGUGCAUUCAGAAGUGCGUGCGUAUUGGUCGUUUUCAUGGUUUGUUUUCUUCCGUUUGGUCCUCGAUACCGUUGCUAGUGUGGCUUUCGCGCUCUGUUCUUUGCGUCAUUGUGUAUUCAUUACUGAAAUUAGCGGUAAAUAUAUUUCAUGUUCAGAUUGUAUCAACUCUUGUGACGAGCACUCAGAAUAGGCAGACGACAGAAAAACAGCAUGAGAUAGAAGUAUUUGAGUGGCUUGCUGUUAAGCUAGAGUAAGCCCUACACAUACUUCCAAAUAACAGAUGUGCGUAGGACUUAGGAUUUAGUCGUUUAGCUGCUAAAAUUAAUGGAAACCUGCAGCUAUUAUAGUACGUUUAUUACACUUAGAAACAGUACUGGAGAUAGAAAGGUUUUUCGCGUGUCACGUGCUAGCGUGCGCUAAAUAGCCUAUCAGUCUUUAAUGUAUGUUAGUUGCACGAGCUUGGAUAGCGGAGGUUCACGCGGUCAGAGUUCAUGGAGAAAACUGAUAUCGUGCGUCUUGUUCCGAGAUGGACGCGAAUACAAAUAACCAGCAAGAAGUAACAUCUUCGAGCCACUUGGACAGUGGACGCGCGAUAAUUCAUCAGAGUGAAGAAGACCAAAGCCUAGCCGUUGCUGAUUCCAAUAGCAAUACUACGAAAUCAUUUGUGCCCUGUAAAGUUUGUGGAGAUAAAGCGUCUGGAUACCAUUAUGGUGUGACGUCAUGCGAGGGUUGUAAGGGAUUCUUCAGACGGAGCAUACAGAAACAAAUAGAAUACAGGUGUCUCAGAGAGGGUAAAUGCCUAGUUAUUCGACUAAACCGGAAUCGCUGUCAGUAUUGUCGUUUUAAGAAGUGUCUCGCCGUUGGAAUGUCGAGGGACUCUGUUAGAUAUGGUCGAGUGCCAAAGAGGUCGAGAGAACGGAAUGACGAAAGCCGCGUUACUCAGGCCGAAGCUGACCAAUCGGCGAAAGAGCUAGAGAAUAAACAACUGGCCAUGUACGAUAUUAUUUUGACCAUAUCUCAAGCCCAUCAUACCAAUUGUGCCUAUACAGAGGAAAAGACGCGAAGCUUAGUUCGGAAACCAGCAAUUUUUCAGAACUUGGACGAGUUUCAACCAUCUACAACUGACGAUAAUGGGAACGGACAAGUAACAGCUGACAGUUUAGAACACCAGAAGAUUUCUAUGUGGCAACAAUUCGCCAUAUUGGUUACUCCGUCCAUCCAAAGGGUGGUGGAAUUCGCGAAACGUGUUCCUGGAUUCUUGGACCUAACUCAAGAUGAUCAGUUGAUCCUCAUCAAAUUAGGGUUUUUUGAAGUUUGGCUUGUACACAUUGCCCGCAUGAUUAAUACCUUUGAAAACAGCGUGACUUUCAGUGACGGUAGUUACAUAUCUCGCCAACAGAUGGAAAUAAUGUUCGAUAAUGAAUUUGUAUCUUCUGUUUUUCACUUUGCUAUGAACCUGAACAACUUGCAGUUGAAUGACACAGAGAUUGGGUUGUUUUCAGCAGCUGUGUUGAUGACCUCAGAAAGGGUGGGCAUCUAUGACAACAAGAGUAUCGAUCAGCAACAGGAGAAGUUAAUGGAGGCUUUAAAACUCCAGGUUGGACGCAAUCAUCCUAAUGAACCUCAUCUUUUUCCAACUCUGAUGAUGAAACUACCAGAACUGCAUUCUCUUGGUGGAAAACACAUGGAACACCUUGAAUGGUUUCGAGCCAACUGGACAAGACUUAAGCUUCCACCUCUUUUUGCAGAAAUUUUUGAUAUACCAAAAUGUGAAGAAGAUUUAGUACAAUAAUGAAAAUGUAGUAUUACAUUAUUCUACCAGUGUGUUCACCUGACAGUUCAAGUUAUUCCCAACCACCAACAACAUGCUCACCGCCCCAUUCCCAGCAUUCCAGAUUUUAGAAAAGCUACAACACUAAGAGCCUUGGGGUCAGCAGGCCAUGGAUAUUUAUUGUAUUCAUACAACCUGACAUCAAGAUUCAACUGUAUAGAGAAACGUAGGGCAUAAGUUUAGUCAGUUGACCUCGAAUGUCAAACUGUGGUUGAAGUAUAAACUCUUGUGCUUUACAAGUAUUAUUGAAGCUGAGAAAGGUAUUUCAUUUGACCUAUCAUCAAAGGAUUUAACUGUCAUGCACUUUUAACUUUUGUAAUUUUGGUUAACUAGUGGCUAUCUCAACAACAAAAUGGAAAUGUUUUGCACAUUUUCUUAAUGUGUGGUUAUUCUUAAUUUUUAGCAACCAGUGGUGGUUUGUGAGUCUUGUUGGUGAAGUCUGUCAUUAAUCACGAUAUGUCAUUGACAUGACUUUUAUAAGCCUAUUUUAAUCAUUCAUCUAGCAGAGAAUGUUGUAAUUACACCAUACAUUCUAUCACCCUAUUAUUCACAUUGUUUUCAUAAAUCAAUGGUCUUCUUAACGUCACCACUGAAGUUUGUAGUUACUGUAUACCUUCUUUCAACCUGUGACUUUGUUUUUGUUAACUAGCCAAAUGGUGAAUUUUGUUACCUCCAUUUAGAGGUUGUUUUGUAUGUAGUACAUGUAGAUGGUAGUUUUAUUUUUUUAUUCCUUAUUGUGAGAUCCCUGAGUUACAGUUUUCACUGCCACUUACACUGAGGCUAGUCCUCAAAAAGUAAACUAAGAAAAGUUAUUGUAAACAAUUAAAUAGAUCUCUUAUAUUAUUAAUAAAGGGUGUUACUGAAAGUCUA